CUUGACGACCGCCAAUAUCCCAUCAAGCGGCCUUCAACACUGCCCCCUUCGAUCGCAGACGGUUCUAUUCAGUCGCUCAGCCUUGUGCCCGUCACCAGCAGGACUAUGCCCCCAACAGCCCCUAUCCCGGGAAAGUUUGAGGAGGACCCCCGCGUCCACUUUGAUAAAACAUCCGGAAAAUGGCAAUACGAGGACGAGCAGACCGGCAGCGAGUAUGAGUGGUCCGGCCAGGCUUGGUUACCAAUCCUUGAUCAGAGCCUAAUCGAAGCACAACAAGCAGCGUAUUCUGUCCAAGGCGUUGACGAGAAUGUUCCUGCGGCCCCUGCCCUCGCCAGGGAGGAGCGCAUUCAAAAGCGGAAGCAAGGCCAAAAGGUCGCGAAGGCCGACGCCCGUACUGGCAAGUCAGGUCAAGGUCCGUCUGCACCAAAGCGAACAGCCGUCUGGGUCAGCAACCUUCCACCCAAUACGACUCCCGAGCUUCUCGCCAGUGUCUUCUCCAAAGCUGGUGUCCUGCUGGUUGGUGAUGAUGGCAAGCCAAGGGUCAAGCUUUAUUACGACGACGACGGCAAGUUCAAAGGGGAAGCUCUGGUCAUGUACUUCAAGGAAGGCAGUGUCGACCUUGCCAUUACACUCUUGGACGACACCGAGUUGGAACUGGGUGCUGGCUAUGGCAACCUCCGCGUCCGCGAAGCAGAGUACGACAAAUCCAAGAGCAAUGAAUCCAAGAAGGAGGGGGGGCAGCUCCAGGAGAAGCGCAAGUUGACAGCCGAAGACAAGCACCGGAUGUCAAAGCGGAUGCGUUCUCUUGAAAACAAGCUCGCAUGGCACUCAGACUCGGCCUCUGAGGACGAAAAUGAGGAAACGAGCAACAAUCAACCUAUUCCGUCUCGAUUCAGCCGCAUCGUGGUGCUCAAAGGCAUGUUCAAGCUCGAAGACCUGGAAAAGGAACCAGAACUUCUGCUGGAGCUGAAGGAGGAUGUCCGAGAUGAAGCCGAGUCAUUGGGGACUGUGACGAACGUUGUUCUCUACGACAAAGAAGCGGACGGCGUUAUGACCAUCAAGUUUAAGGAUGGCACAGCCGCCCAAGCCUGCGUGCUAAAGAUGGAUGGCCGUUUCUUCGAUGGACGGAGGAUAUCAGCAUCUCUCUACAGUGGAAGGGAGAGGUAUCAGAAGUCUGGGGGAGGUCAAGCCUCAGCUGAAGACGAGGAGGCCGAUGAGCAAAACAGGUUGGACAAGUUUGCAGACUGGCUGGCCGAUGGGGAUGACACAUAGCGCUCUGUACCCGAUGCAUAGAUGAGCAGACUACUUGUCCGAGGAGAGGAUCUCCUCCACGCGCUUCACUUUGCCCUCGUUACCGCCGGCAACAAUCGCCCUGUCAGUCCUGGUGCCAAUGCGGAUGUCCGUCUGUCCUGCUCAGCGCGGGCUGCUGUCAGUGUACCCACCGCAAUGCGAGGCGUUCCAAGUCGGUGAACUGCCUUAUGGCACUCUCCGAUGACCUUGCAUUUCAGGGCUCUUGCCAGCGUAUGGGUCACGCACCUCCAUCACCUUGUCCCAAGGGCCUUCAAGGUUCGUUCCGUAUCCACUAUUGGCGUUAGGUCCGCUCUUCUCCAGGACUCGCUGACACUCAGCAAUCUGGGGUCCAACCGACGGGGUUGGAAGUCCCAUGGGGAUCAGGCAAACUGUCUGCGACGGCGUACAGUGUACCAUCUGUAACCGCGUUCUGAGGGGCCGAGGUCGUGUUGGACAUGGUGUGCUGGAG
Messenger RNA from Vanrija pseudolonga, 1759 nucleotides. Its product is annotated as Splicing factor U2AF-associated protein 2. Gene Ontology annotation, molecular function: RNA binding. The transcript is spliced from 8 exons. Gene Ontology annotation, cellular component: U2-type spliceosomal complex; U2 snRNP. The record is from RefSeq and is a predicted model, not a curated record. The coding region runs from base 106 to 1272 and encodes 388 amino acids. Lineage: Eukaryota; Fungi; Basidiomycota; Tremellomycetes; Trichosporonales; Trichosporonaceae.